AUGUUCACCACCACAUCAUUGCAUGCAAGGGGAGCUCGCUUGAUUCACAUCAUUGCCUGUCAAUCUAGUAGUGCUGUUAGGAAAUUUGCACAUAUAGGAUCGCAUACUUGGUCACCCGAUGCUAUGGAGGGUCCCACUCUAGUAUCCGCUUUGAUUCAUGCAGCUACUAUGGUCACAACUGGCGUUUUCAUGAUAGCAAGGUGCUCCCCUUUAUUUGAAUACCCACCUACGACUUUGAUUAUUAUUACUUCUGCAGGAGCUAUGACGUCAUUCCUUGCGACAACCACUGGAAUAUUACAGAACGAUCUAAAGAGGGUCAUAGCUUAUUCAACUUACAGUUCGGUGAUUCAUGCCAUGUCGGAUGAGCAAGAUAUGCGGAAGAUGAGGGGCUUGCCUCCUCAUGUUAUAUUAGAGCUCGCUUACACUAAGUAUACCAUAAGUGGGAAUUUUGCUUUCAGGUUUGGGAAGUGUUUCUGCGAGACAUCUUACGAUGUCAUGAUGCGCCCAUUCUUUAAUACUUCUGGCUCUCGGGAGUAUAUUUGUAGGAUUCUUGGCCAAAGUGUGACCCAUCCCUUACGAGUGAAGAAAAAAGGGAGGAGGAAAGAGGCCCUGGAACGAGCGAAAUCAAUAUGUUCCAAUUUCUGGCCUUGCACCGACCAUCUAAUGGACCAUGGACUAAAUGGCCACUGCUUGAAAGGACUAUGUCCCAUGGACCGCCGCCCCCCCCCAAACAAGGUACGUCUCGCGCCUAUGGGCCACUCUAACUAUCCAAGAAGACACUCGAAAUUGGAAGGAUAA
Molecule: messenger RNA, 798 nt
Organism: Sphenostylis stenocarpa
Lineage: Eukaryota; Viridiplantae; Streptophyta; Magnoliopsida; Fabales; Fabaceae
Source: the annotation of a GenBank genome assembly